Effrenium voratum is the source of this 1152-nucleotide messenger RNA. Lineage: Eukaryota; Dinophyceae; Suessiales; Symbiodiniaceae. The record is from the annotation of a GenBank genome assembly.
AUGGCGGUUACCAUUGCGAAGUCUCAAGGCACGGUCAUAGCGGUUGCGACCGGUCUUUUGGCCGUGAUCGCAAUCGGUGCAUAUAACGAAGCCGGCAUGCGACAGGCUGUCGCAGUGUUGAUCGGCGGUGUCGCGGGGCUCUCUCUUUACCACGCGAGUUUCGGUUUUACGGCUGCCUGGCGCAGGAUCGUGACCGAAAAACGUGGCGCGGGCCUCCGGGCGCAAUUCGUUCUCAUUCUUCUGACGAGCGUGGUCUCCUUUCCGUUGAUUGCCUGGGGCAGUCAGCUUGGCUGGCCCACCGGUGGUUUCGUGUUUCCAUUCGGUGUGGCGGCCGCCAUUGGAGCUUUCAUGUUCGGACUGGGCAUGCAGCUUGGUGGUGGUUGCGGAUCCGGUACGCUCUUUACGGCAGGUGGCGGCUCCACCCGCAUGAUGAUCACGCUUGCAGCCUUUGUCCUGGGGUCUGUUCUGGCAACGGCGCAUCUGCACCUCUGGGGACGUCUGCCGAAGUUGCCCGCCAUCUCUCUGAUAAGGGAAUUGGGGCCUCACGGAGCCUUUCUGCUAACGGCCUGCGUACUUGGUGUGCUGGCCAUCGUCACGAUCCGGAUCGAACGAGGAGCGCAUAGCGACCUUGCCACAUCACGAGCGACGGAAUCGUUCCUGACAGGGCCGUGGUCACCGAUGCUGGGUGCAGUCAUGCUGGCGGCCGUCGGCAUCGCAACAUUUGUCGUGGUCGGGCGGCCCUGGGGCAUCACGUCGGCCUUUGCGCUUUGGGGUGGCAAGUUCUUCCAUGCGAUCGGCGUUCCUGUCGAUACCUGGCCCUACUGGACGUGGCAACGCGGUGCACUUGAAAACUCGGUCCUCAGGGACACGACGUCCGUUAUGGAUUUCGGCGUCAUUCUCGGGGCCAUGGUCGCUGCCGCGCUGGCGGGCCGGUUUGCUCCGGUCUGGCGCCUCAGCCGCCGAGACCUGUGGACUGCGAUCGCAGGUGGACUGCUCAUGGGCUACGGCGCACGUCUUGCCUAUGGCUGCAACAUCGGCGCGUAUCUGGGCGGGCUUGUCUCCGGAUCCCUUCAUGGCUGGCUUUGGUUGCUUUUCGGGUUUCUCGGCAGUCUGCUGGGAACCCGAUUGAGACUUAAGCUCGGCAUGGGAUGA